UUAUAUCAGACACGUCAUGUAAACGGUCCCCCACCAAGUCUUUCAAGUUAUAAACCUUCAACCCUGUUUUUUGAAAAUCACGAUCGCAUAAUAAAUAUCGUUUCCUAUAGUUUUUUAAUAUAUUUCUAUGUUGUGGCAAACAGAUCAUGAAACGACGCCUCAGACGAUGAAGAACAGUGAGACAUCGCGAGAUGUGGAUGCGCGGGCGCGGGGGCGGGAGAGUAAAUUCUGGAAAAAAUGCAGUAGGUGUCACUGGAAGAGGAAAGUGGGGGACAGGAGUCGUUUAAACAUAGAUGCUCCAACAUUGGAGGGCUGCAAUAAUAUAGGUUUGAUUAUGACAUUCAAGCUCAUUAAAUGAAAUUUAGAAAACCAAAAUGAUUUCUGCACGAAUUGAAACUUGGUUGGAAGCAACAUGGCAUCUCAAAGUUCCGUCACACUGGCUUCAAGCAUGUGUAGAAUGGAUUCACCAGGAGAACCAAGGUGUUACUUUAACACAGGCCCAGAUCAACAAACAAGUUUUUGAGCAAUGGCUUCUUACUGAUCUCCGAGAUCUGGAGUAUCCAAUUUUGCCUGAUGGAAUUUCUGAAACGCAGAAAUGUGACCUCACUGGAUUUUACUGCUUGCAGAUUGAUUCAUUAAUUGAUGUCAGCCAAGCAGCAUACAGUCAGCUGCAAAAAAUCCGGGGAAAGGACACCACUAACGAACAAGUGACAUCAACACAAAUAUCCCAAAGAUCUUGGGAAGCAAAACCAACCCGAAUGUUGAUGCUGCAAUUAACGGAUGGAGUCCAGGAGCUCCAAGGAAUGGAAUAUAAGCCUAUUCCUGCUCUCCAUAGUGGCCUUUCACCAGGCACAAAAAUCUUGUUAUUGGGUAAUAUUGCUUGUCGAUUAGGAGUUCUGCUUCUUAAGCCUGAAAAUAUAAGGAUGUUGGGAGGCGAAGUGGAGUCUCUUAUGGAAGAAAACUGCCAAGACAGACUACUUGCAAGGUUAAUUGGAGAAUCGUAUGAUACUGCUGCAACUAGAGUGAGUAACAAUCAAAAUACGACUGAAAGGACUAAUGGGAUGCCUCAGCUCUUGGAACCUUCAGAUGAUGAGCUUUUGGCUGGUUUUGAUGAAGAUGAUCUGCUUUUAGAGUCCAGAAUGGAUUCUGAAAGUGGAUAUUGUAGUAGAAUUGGUACAAUGAGCUGCAUUUCCAAUUGCACACAGCCUUUAAGCAGCAGAUGGCAAAGUAUGAACUCCCAGAUUCCAGAAAUGUCCAGAGAAUUUCAAAGUGAAAAUAGAGAAUUAUUAGAUUGUAAUAAUGAAGAUUUUGAUGAGUUUCCCUUGGAUGAAUUUGAUGAUUUGUUUGUGCAGGGUGAACUGAAUGCAGAAACUGAACCUGAAAGAGCAAUGAGCCAAUCCCCAACAUCUCUCAAAUUCUUAGUCGAAGAGCCACAGAGAAAUAACAUAAAGCAUGUUGCAGAAGCAACAGAUAACAGAUACGGUCCAUGCCAAGAGCAAAAUGUAAAAGGUGCUGAUAAUACUUCUGGAUCUCAAUUACAAAGCCAAGCUAAACAUCUUAAAAGUGGCAUACAUACUGAAAAUGCAGGUCCAGGUUCCAUGCUAAGUGAUCAUAAUUCCAUGAAAAAGACAGGCAUUCCUUCUGUAGAAGGAACAAAUAAUACAAGUGUUCUCACUAUGGAACUGAGAAAGAAGCAGCAUAACUCAUUAACGCUGAAUGAAUCCUUUGACAGAAGGCCAAAGAACGAUUCGGUACUUGGCAAUCUGUGCAUCUCAUCAGAAGUAAUUUCAGGUUCCUUUGGCAGUGGAGACAAUUUUCAUAAUGAUGGUACAGAAAUAAGCAACAUGAAUGGAAGAACGUUCAACGAUCCAUUUGUGGGUUUGAAUUCUCCACCGUUUACAUAUCUAAACAUUCUGUUGGAUAAGAAACCUGAUAUAAUAACUGUGGUACAAAUCAAAGGGUUCAUUGUUACCUUACUGGACAAACUCACAAGUAAUGGUGGACUGUGGAAUAUUAAAGCUAGAAUAUCAGAUGGUACUGCCUAUAUGGAUGUAGAACUUGGUGAUAACAUUUUGAGAAGCUUGAUUGGCUUCUCAGUAGCAGAAAUGAGAAACUCCAUAAAAUGCCCUAAUCAACAGCAAAAGGUAACCGCGGGAUUACAAAAGUGCCAGCAGAAGUUGGUGGACCUUUGUUGUCUAAUGACUAUUGAAUUUAACCCAACCUUAACUACUAGAGUUUUGGCAUUCCAUGAAGUAACUCUAGAAGACCUGCAGAAUUUAGAAUACCGGGUACAUUUGAGGGAAAAAAUAAAUGUAAUUAAAUAAUUAAGCAAUUUGAGUUUGAGAUUUGUUUUCCGUAUGCUCUUGCAAUACAGACUUCAAGGAUAAUUUUAAUCAUAUUAAU
Messenger RNA from Hemiscyllium ocellatum (epaulette shark), 2403 nucleotides. It is a transcript of the gene rmi1, whose product is annotated as RMI1, RecQ mediated genome instability 1, homolog (S. cerevisiae). The transcript has 2 exons. Gene Ontology annotation, biological process: resolution of meiotic recombination intermediates; double-strand break repair via homologous recombination. Lineage: Eukaryota; Metazoa; Chordata; Chondrichthyes; Orectolobiformes; Hemiscylliidae. The coding region runs from base 375 to 2324 and encodes 649 amino acids. The record is from RefSeq and is a predicted model, not a curated record. Gene Ontology annotation, molecular function: nucleotide binding. Gene Ontology annotation, cellular component: RecQ family helicase-topoisomerase III complex; nuclear body.